Molecule: messenger RNA, 937 nt
Organism: Girardinichthys multiradiatus
Lineage: Eukaryota; Metazoa; Chordata; Actinopteri; Cyprinodontiformes; Goodeidae
Gene: nccrp1
Product: P1, F-box associated domain containing
Exons: 6
Coding region: 117-815 (232 amino acids)
Biological process (GO): glycoprotein catabolic process; SCF-dependent proteasomal ubiquitin-dependent protein catabolic process
Cellular component (GO): SCF ubiquitin ligase complex; cytoplasm
Molecular function (GO): ubiquitin protein ligase activity
Source: RefSeq, a predicted model, not a curated record
ACGGUAGCGCUCUAUUUACAUUGCAACACCGGGGUGGGGCUGGCUCUGUACUAAAGGUUUGAAAGCUUCCUGCUCCCAUCAGAGCAGCGUGAAAUCACACGGUGCUGUCACGCGCGAUGUCUGCCGCAGCGUGGAAGCAGAGGUGUGAGGCCGAGUGGGGUCUGCAGGGCGCCCCGAUGCCCGACACUGUGGACUGGAAGUCCGUGUAUGAAGCUAAGCCGCUGGGACGGAACCUGCUGAAGAACCCCGCUCCUCUCGGGUUUAGUAAGGACAGCCCUCCACCUGAGCCUGAAUUGCCAGAUGUGCCCCCAGGUGGACCCCCUCGCUUCCAGCCUGAUGGUGACUUUCCUGGCUGGACCACGAGCACAGAGAUCCUGCCAUAUGACACCAGUGGCAUCCCAGAGGGCGUUGUGAUCUGUGCGUUGCCUACGUAUAGCUGGUUCACCUUGGAGCAGGUUGUGGACCUGAAGGCAGAAGGACUGUGGGAUGAGCUGCUGGAUACUUUUCAGCCUAAAAUAGUCAUUCAAGACUGGUAUGAAGAAAGUCAGCUGCAUGAGUCCAUCUACCAGCUGCAUGUAAAGUUGCUGGGUACAGACAAAACAACAGUGAUUUCAGAGCACACAGCCAAGCCUACAGAGAACAUGAGUGUUUACUCCCACAACUGGAAGGAGGUGUCUCAUGUGUUCUCUAGCUAUGGACCUGGUGUGAGAUACGUCCACUUCCAGCACAGAGUGAAGAAUAGUUUCCUUAAUGAUUUCUUUCCCACACGCUUCACUGGCAGCUCAGUAAUUGUAAAACCAGUCAAAAGCAGUUAAUAGGUUUAAACUCCUACUGUAGACAUAGUUGUUAAGUCAGGUAAUAUAACCAGUCUGAUCAACAAAUGCUUCCUGUAAGUCCAGCUUUUGAACAAACAUAAUAAAGUGUUGGCCUAUGCUAA